Ornithorhynchus anatinus (platypus) is the source of this 966-nucleotide messenger RNA. Its product is annotated as vomeronasal 1 receptor ornAnaV1R3090. The coding region runs from base 1 to 966 and encodes 321 amino acids. Lineage: Eukaryota; Metazoa; Chordata; Mammalia; Monotremata; Ornithorhynchidae. The transcript has a single exon. Gene Ontology annotation, cellular component: membrane. Gene Ontology annotation, biological process: G protein-coupled receptor signaling pathway. The record is from RefSeq and is marked inferred. Gene Ontology annotation, molecular function: pheromone receptor activity.
AUGACUACCAGAAAAAUCUCAUUUGUGACCCUGAUUCUGUUGGAAAUGGGCAUUGGAGUCUCAGGAAAUGUGUUUCUCCUCCUGGUAUCUGUCUGUACGGUUUCCACCAGCCACAAGCCCAGCUCCUCAGAACUGAUCCGCACCCACUUAGCUUUGGCCAACAUCCUGAUGCUCCUCACCAGGGAAAUCCCCGAGACCAUGUCAGCGUGGGGUUGGAGAAAUUUCUUGGAUGCUGUAGGGUGUAAAAUCCUCUUUUAUUUUCACCAAGUGGCUCGUGCUCUCUCCCUUUGCACCACCUGCCUCCUGAGCAUCUUCCAGGCCAUCACCAUCAGCCCCGGCACCUCUCGGUGGGCAGGAGUCAAAUCCAAACUGCCCAAGUGCAUCAUCCCCUCCUGCCUCCUCUCCUGGGUCCUCAAUCUCCUGAUCUAUGUCACUGCACUGAUAUACAUUUCAGGCCCACUGAACAGCACCAGAAAUACAGUACUUCUGAAUUACUGUUCUUCUGUCAGUGUCACUGCAGGAAUCACCUUGGUCAAUGCAAUUGUGCUUUCUCUGUGGGAUCUUUUCUUUGUGGGAAUCAUGAAUGUGGCCAGCAGCUACAUGGUGUUGGUCCUGCAUAGACACCACCGGCAGGUCCGCCACCUCCAUGGGCCAGGACGCUCCCCCAGGGAGAUGCCUGAGGUCAGAGCAGCCAAGAGGGUCAUCGCCUUCGUCACCCUCUUUGUCCUCCUCUAUGGGAGAGAUGGAGUCACGCUAAGCAGUUUGCUCAAGGGGAGAGAAAAUUCUCCCGAGUUGGUCAGCAGCCACUUGGUUUUGACAUUCACCUUCUCAGCCUUCAGCCCUUUCCUAUUGAUUCACAGUAACCAGAGGAUGAGAAUGUUCCGAAAGAGGAAAUCUCCCAUUUCCAAUGCCGAUGGCAUCCCAAGUCCCAGAGAUGGCAUGUUCUCCCCUCCUGUCACUCCAUGA